Messenger RNA from Acanthosepion pharaonis, 1212 nucleotides. NCBI's taxonomy places the organism in Eukaryota, Metazoa, Mollusca, Cephalopoda, Sepiida, Sepiidae. The record is from the annotation of a GenBank genome assembly.
AUGGCUCUCUUCAUUUUUGUUUCUCUCUCUCUAUCUAUCUAUCUAUCUAUCUAUCUAUCUAUCUCACACACUCUCUCUCUCUCUCUCUCUCUCUCUCUCUCUCUCUCUCUCUAUAUAUAUAUAUAUAUAUAUAUAUAUAUAUAUACUAGCAGCAUGUCCCGGCGUUGCCCCUUUCUUUUAUAUUUCUUUUCUCUUUGUUUUCCUUUCUUUCUAUCUUUCUUUUCUGUUUGUUUUCCUUUCUUUCUAUCUUUCUUUCUAUCUUUCUUUUCACUUUGUUUUCCUUUCUAUCUUUCUUUCUAUCUUUCUUUUCUCUUUAUUUUCCUUUCUUUCUAUCUUUCUUUUCUCUUUAUUUUCCUUUCUUUCUAUCUUUCUUUUUUCUUUCUUUUCCUUUCUUUCUAUCUUUCUUUUCUCUUUUUUUCCCUUUCUUUCUUUAUUUCUUUUCUCUUUUUUUCCCUUUCUUUCUAUCUUUCUUUUCUCUUUGUUUCCUUUCUUUCUUUCUUUUUUCUUUGUUUUCCUUUCUUUCUAGCUUUCUUUUCUCUUUCUUUUCCUUUCUGUCUAUCUUUCUUUUCUCUUUCUUUUCCUUUCUGUCUAUCUUUCUUUUCUCUUUUUUUCCCUUUCUUUCUUUCUUUCUUUUCUCUUUUUUCCCUUUCUUUCUAUCUUUCUUUUCUGUUUAUUUUCCUUUCUUUCUAUCUUUCUUUCUAUCUGUCUUUUCUCUUUGUUUUCCUUUCUUUCUAUCUUUCUUUUCUCUUUGUUUUCUUUUCUUUCUAUCUUUCUUUACUCUUUGUUUUCCUUUCUUUCUACCUUUCUUUUCUCUUUGUUUUCCUUUCUUUCUAUCUUUCUUUUCUGUUUGUUUUCCUUUCUUUCUACCUUUCUUUCUAUCUUUCUUUUCUCUCUGUUUUCCUUUCUUUCUAUCUUUCUUUUCUCUUUGUUUUCCUUCCUCUAUAUCUUUAUUCAUUUUCUUUUCUAUGUUUUUUUUCUCUCUUUCUAUCUUCCUUUUCUCUUUGUUUUUCUUUCUGUAUCUAUUCAUUCAUUUAUUUAUUUUCACUCCGUUUUUUCUUUCUUUCUAUCUUUCGUUCUAUCUUUCUUUUCUUUUUCUUUUUCUUUCUUUUUCUCUUUUCUUUUCUUCACACUUCUUUCUUUCUUUCUUUCUUUCUUUCUUUCUUUUCACUUCUUCCCAAUCACUGCAUAAACAUUAUUUUUCCCUCGACAUAA